Molecule: messenger RNA, 2798 nt
Organism: Chrysoperla carnea
Lineage: Eukaryota; Metazoa; Arthropoda; Insecta; Neuroptera; Chrysopidae
Exons: 5
Coding region: 309-2726 (805 amino acids)
Source: RefSeq, a predicted model, not a curated record
UCUUACUUCAAAUAAAUAUUUAAAAAUUGCCAAUUUUUUUGCUCUGUGUGACAAAGAUAGGCGUUUUUUUUUAAAGUUACUAGGAUUUGUGUAUCAAAACUACAGUUAAAAAUGUUUAAAACAAAUAAAACUAUAAUAAUCAGACAAUUAUUAAUCUUUAUAUUGAUGACAUGUCGUAAAGAAGCUUAAUUUAGGGGUGUACAUUGUUACAAUGUAAGGGGUGUAGUCUCGGAACACCCCACAACAUAUUUUUAAAAAAGAGCAUGUUAUAAUUUAAUCAUAUAGUGAAGUGAAAUUUAACAUUAAUCAUGGCGAUGACAACACCAGCAUUGUAUUCAAGUUCGGCAGGUGUAAAUUCAUUACAAAGGUCUCAAAAUACACGGCAAUCAUCGAAUUAUUCGUUAAGUAUGACGAAUAAUGGUGGUGCACCUUCUUCUUCCAAUAAUCAUCAUCGUAAAUCUGCGGUUGAAUUACUUGCCGAGACAAAAGCAUUUUAUGUGAAAAGUGAAACCGUACGAGGACGUACACAAACUUUACCAUUAUUAUCGCAUAGCCGUAAUCGACAUCGAAAUGAGCGGGCAAAUUUACAAUCAAGCUUAUUAGUUAGUUCGGGAAUACGCGACACAUCAUCAUCCAUAAUUACAUCAUCAACGUUAAAUCGCCGAUCGACGGGUAGUACAACGUCAACAGCACAUCAAUCAAGUGCCGACAUGUUACAGAAUGCAUUACGAAAAUUAUUGGAUUGUGGAAGUCCUGUAACUAGUUUAGAAAAUGUCACAAAUCAAUCAUCAACCACUGCCUCAAAUGAUAUGAGUUUUGAUAUGGACUGUACUACACCAAUUAGUCCACCAGCCGAAUAUGCAUUUUGUACAAGCGCUAGUGAACGUCGAUACACAACACGCUCACUAUCCCAUUCACAGCCAGUAAGCGCAUCAAGUACACGUUCCGGUGAAAUACCAAAUCCACACGAGAAUGGAUGUUGUUCAGCGCAUUUAGUUGUAUUAGCGAAAAGUUUACCAGAUUUACAUACAGCUAGAAAUUUAAGUAGUUCCUUUGAAGGUUCACGUUCAAAUAAAUCAGCCACAUCGGAUGUAUUUUCAUUGAAUCGUGAUUCGGGUGGUGAUUCUAGUGGCCAUUUAACGCAUAAAAGUGAACCACCAAUGCCACGUCAACGGCAAACAACUUAUACAAGUAUUCCACCAAAUAUUGUCGAUAAACAACAUUGGUCUACGUCAACCACCACGAUGGGUGGGAAUAAUAUUGACUUACGUCGAGAUUCUGGAUCAUCGACUCAACAUAGCGGGAGUUAUUAUCAUAAUACGGCAUAUUAUGAUGCCAAACAUAAUAUUUACGAUUCAAAAAAUUAUCCACAAACAUAUUCGAUAGAUAUCAUUAAAAAUAAUUACGAAACGAGUAAAAAUUAUUCAAAAAAUAGGUAUAACACGACAAGUAAAAGUAAUAGUUUUGAGACAAAACCGAAUGUACAUACAAGUUACAGUACGCAAGAAACACCUCGUAGUGCUGGUUACUAUGAUAAAAAUUCACCAUCGUCGUUUCAUGAACAACAAUCCGAUAACAUUUAUAAUCGUAACAAUUAUUUUUGUCGUAUUACAAAACAUGGAUAUCCGUUAACAAUGUCAAUUGCACGGACUGAAAUAGUACAAACAUCAAAUGAUCAAAAAAUAAUCACACAAAAAACUCGAAUUACAUCAUCAUCAUCAUCGAAUCAAAAAUCACGACAACAAGAUCGUGGUCCUAUAUCACCUCCGCCACCACCAGUGUUAUUUGAAUCACAUGAUAAUACUGGUGAAAUAAUCUUACCUCCACCAAUUGAAUGUUGUGAUAAUUACUCUCAAGAUAAUACCUCAUUUAUGGAUACAAUAAUACCACCGCCCGUAUUCGAAAUGGAAAAUGAAAUGUAUGAGAAUUUAGAAAUAAAACAUGUGCCAGAAAAGUAUAAGGAUACACGUAUUAUACAUGAUAAUGUGAGUGAAUCUAGUUUUCAUGAAAAUGUUGCUCCAGCUGUGCAACAAAAGAAUGUCGUAUAUCGACACUCAACAACAACAACACCACCUGAACGAAGUAGUACAAAUAAUACAUCAAUUAUUAGUACGACUAAAAGUAACAAUACAGAAUGUACAAAUGAUGGACCAAUGAGCUUACCUUUUGAAGAUCCUGAACUGAGUCCUGGUUUAGGUACAUUUAAAAGACAAAAAUGUUUUCGAUAUAAACAAAAAGCGAAUUCUACAAAUAAUGGUCGACCAAUUUUACGUUCAAAAUCUGAUAUUAGUGAUCGUUAUAGGCGUAAUAGUAAAUCACAACCAGGCUUAGUACGAAAAAGUUGUGGUGGUGAGAUUUCAAGAAGUGUUUCACAUUUAGAACAAUUUUUCGAACAAUUAGGCUUGAAUUCGGACGCAUAUGAUAAUUUAUUCAUACGAAGUGGCAGCGAUAGCGAUAGUCCUGUAUACUUUUCGGAUGUAUCAACUGUGGAUUCGAAUCGACCCGUUUCACAAGUUGAUAGUACAGAUGCAGGUUGUACUGCUGAUGGUGUCGGAGGUGUAGGAGGAGGAGUAGGUGUGGCCGGUGGUGCAGGUAAUUUAGGACCAUCAAAUAAUAUUUUUAGGUCAACUGAACAACCUUCAAUCGUUGAACGUAAUGCUCGCAUAAUUAAAUGGUUAUGUAAUUGUCGAAAAGCACAGCUUGCCGUACCUGCUCAAGGUAAGUAAUAGUAAAUAUUGGGUUCGAUAUUUUCUCGUGAUAUUCUCGACACAACGUAUUUUCUAUAAAAAAAAUAUAUA